AUGCAAGUGUUGUUGUAUUUCGCCAUGUUGGUGGUCCCCAUAUGGAGCUUGACGCUAGACACAUCCGGCUACCUGCCCGAUCCCCCAACAAAAUCAACCACAGCAACAGCAACAACCACGACAUUCCGUUCUCGAUUCAGCGGAUCCAUAGCCAACGACGACGACGACCCCGAUUCCCUAAUGGAGGUCCCGUUUUUUUACACGCAGCAGUUCGCCAAGAUGUACCAAGGCGACAUCUUGGAGUGCAUGCAAACUGCCGAAAGUUCAUUUGUGCAAAGUUUCCGAAACUGCAGCCUGGCCUCGGCGCGCGACCAAUUGGGGUGGUGCCGAUGCCGCUUCUUCGAGAUGAUCAAUCUGGAGUGUCUGGAGGUGGGCUUGAAUAACGACUCGUUGUGGUAUUUGAUCAAGUUGGAUAAUCCCGAGUGCGGGAUGACGUAUUAG
Messenger RNA from Lodderomyces beijingensis, 441 nucleotides. The record is from the annotation of a GenBank genome assembly. NCBI's taxonomy places the organism in Eukaryota, Fungi, Ascomycota, Pichiomycetes, Serinales, Debaryomycetaceae.